GAGAGAGGGAGGGAGGGAGGGAGAGAGCGCGAGGAGGAGGAGGAGAGAGGAGAACGAAGGGGGCGACAUGGCGGCGGCGGCGGCGAGGAGUGGAUUCCGGCGACUGUUCUCCAUCUCGGCCUUUACGCCGCCGAGCCCCGCCGUGGCUCCUCCGAAGGCCGAUCCAUCGCCGAACCUCUUCGUCUCAGGGCUAAGUAAGCGUACUACUACAGAGGGACUUAGAGAAGCUUUUGCUAAGUUUGGGCGGGUUGUUCAUGCUAGAGUUGUAACAGAUCGUAUGUCGGGUUACUCAAAGGGUUUUGGUUUUGUGAGGUAUGCUACAGUAGAAGAAGCAGAAAAAGGCAUAGAAGGCAUGGAUGGCAAGUUUCUUGAUGGAUGGGUUAUAUUCGCGGAAUACGCAAGGCCAAGGCCGCCACCAUCCCAGCCAGAGAAUUCUUCACCAGCACCACAGUCAUGGGAGACUCCAUCUAUGUCUUAGCAGUGCUCAAUAAGGCCCCCUCCUCUCCCUUCCCUAAUUAAUACAGUCAUCAACAUAAAAAGUGCCCAUCAGAUGUAAAACUCUUGUGUUUGGACUAUGCCAUUUGUUGUCCUGGGUUUCCGCUUAUCAUCAUCGAAUGAAGUGGGUUUAACUCUUAUUUUUGGUCAGAUUGAUGGUCUAUCCGUGGACAUCAUAAACGUUUUUCUUGCAAUCCGUGUUAGCUGGAUGUGGACUAUUUGUGUUAUGAUAGACAAUUAUCGAACCGUAUGAUAAUCACAUGAUUCUUUUCGUAUGA
Messenger RNA from Ananas comosus (pineapple), 773 nucleotides. Its product is annotated as ELAV-like protein 4. Bases 68 to 478 code for a protein of 136 amino acids. Gene Ontology annotation, molecular function: RNA binding. The record is from RefSeq and is a predicted model, not a curated record. NCBI's taxonomy places the organism in Eukaryota, Viridiplantae, Streptophyta, Magnoliopsida, Poales, Bromeliaceae. The transcript has 4 exons.